AUGACGUCUUCGUCUUCUUCUUCGGGACAAGGCUCCCGCCCGGGUCCGCUUGAUAUUGGGGGUUUUUCAUCGUCCAGAACAACGGACUAUUUUAACUGCAAUGGUGAAGCGACAUCGCCUACGUCUCCUGCGUCGACUACUGCCCCGCUGUUUCCACGGAGUAGGACGGCGUAUGGGAGCUCGCCGCCUGAUUCGGUCAAGAGUGUCAAGAGCCCGAGGAAGGUGAAUGCGAAUAGUUAUUGUGGGAGGCACUCGGAUGAGUUUCUGUUUGGGGGACGGUCGUUGGGGGAUUUGUGGAGGGCUGUGAAGAAGUGA
Messenger RNA from Podospora anserina S mat+, 315 nucleotides. RefSeq lists its product as uncharacterized. The record is from RefSeq and is a predicted model, not a curated record. Lineage: Eukaryota; Fungi; Ascomycota; Sordariomycetes; Sordariales; Podosporaceae. The transcript has 2 exons. Bases 1 to 315 code for a protein of 104 amino acids.